GUAUUUCUGUCAUUUAGCAACCAAACCAUCAAUGAGAAACACAGUUGAAAGCACCAGAUAUUACUGAUGAGCUAUUGAACAUCAGCAGCACCAACUGGCACUGAAGACUGAAGGCUCCCUGAAUCACAAACUGCUGUUCUUUUAAGACAUUAGGGAGAAGCAACUGUACAACAUAAAGUGUAUUUUUAUCUUCUAGUGCACCCCCAGGCUCGUGGACUAGCGACUUGCAGAUGGGCACUUUCAUAGGACAUAUCUCCCCUGGAUUAGCAUUCUUGUCUUUUGCACUCUUGUAUACUGUCCGCUACUCCUGGAUGGUACUCAAUGGAUGCCGUGAUCAGUACCCACCAAAGAAUAGGUCAACCCGUGGAUUCCUCAAAUCAUUGCCAGUGGAGGGUGUAAUGAAGUUAAUUUAUGGAUUUUUGGCUCUUAUGGCAGAGUUCUUCUUUCCACCUGGGGUUCAGAAACUUCGCUUCUUCAGUUUAAGUGACCCUAAUUUUAAUUUCCAGAACCCUAAUGAAUGGCAGCAUGCUACCAUGUAUGGAUACUUUUGCAUGAGCGGGGCAUUGGAUAUUGUAAGCCAGGCUUGUCUACCAACUCGCUGCCCACUUCUUGAACAUGCUGGAACCACUGCUGCCUUUUUCGUUACCACACUUCUUCUUAAGUUCCACGCUCAUGGGAAGGAAGCUGUUGAGGUUCAGGUUCACUUCUUGCUGCUUCUUACUUGUGCCAUUACAUGUGCUAUCUUCAUAAUUGAAUUCUGGUGGCCCAACCAACCCAAACUAUGGUUCACAAAGGCAUGGUUGGUGCUGGUUCAGGGAACCUGGUUGCUACAUGUCGCUUUUAUUUUGUAUAAGCCCCCCACUGGCCAUUUUUGGAGUGGGCAACAGCCUGCUGAUCUCAUGUUUCUUACAACCUUCUAUUGCUGGCAUCUGGCCUUUAAUGCAGGCUUAAUGGGAAUACUGUUUUGGGCCACCUACCUUGUGCACCGUCGUUUUGGAGGGAAAUUUAUAAAUGCAGGCUACCAGCUGGCUGAAACAGGAGAGUUAGAAAAACUUACAGCAGAUAAUGGGGAUGAGCUGCUUUAAAUUACAUGUAAGAGAAGUAUAUUUUUAUACUGGAAAUAGCAGAUAAAAAACUGUGAUACAAACUUCAACAAACAGGAUGUGUCAGUCUCAUAAGUACUAGUGACAUACAAAAGCAUGUUAAAAAAGCUACUUCAAAUAGAUCCAGGCUUCUUGAAUAAAAAAAAACCAACCUCUUGGGGAAGAUAUUGAUUUAAUUGAUGUUUGAAGCCAGUUAUUGCUUCUUGCAAUAAGAUGUUGCAAUGGUAAGCAGUCCAUUGCCUUAAAUGGUACCACUGAAUAUUUCUGGCAUUCAUUUCAGCUACAAUUAUUCUGUGAAAAUGAAAUUAUUAUUCAAGAAUUUGAGAUUUAAUUAGAAAAGCAUAAUGUGAUAGCCUGCAGUUCAUCUGCAUAAUUAACACGUUUACAGUUAAUUAUUAC
Xenopus tropicalis (tropical clawed frog) is the source of this 1502-nucleotide messenger RNA. RefSeq names its product transmembrane epididymal protein 1 (gene teddm1). The transcript has 2 exons. Bases 231 to 1085 code for a protein of 284 amino acids. NCBI's taxonomy places the organism in Eukaryota, Metazoa, Chordata, Amphibia, Anura, Pipidae. The record is from RefSeq and is a predicted model, not a curated record. Gene Ontology annotation, cellular component: membrane.